UCUAUCUUGACGGCUACAAGAAGCCAGACGACAACAAGAAGCGCACGAGACAUCACAGACAUCCUCAUUGUGUUGAAAGAUUGACUGAAGCUCUACCAUGCCUGUGGCCUCAACCAGGACAGAGCCUGUGCCCCAGGUGUUGGACGCUAUGAGUGACACCACCACCAGCUCCACCAUGGCCAAUGACCUGGACCUCAUCUACCUCAAAGGCAUCAUGGAGAGCCCUCUGGAGCAAGAGGAGAGCCUUAAUGAGCUGCGUCCGUCGCCAGUGAGGGAGAACAACGUGGAGCUCCUGCAGGAGAUCCUCGGUGACCUGGACCCCUUCACACACCACUCCGACACUGCAGCAGAGCUCACCCGCAUACUCACACAGCCUCACUUCAAGUCUCUACUGGAAACUCAUGAUUCAGUGGCGUCCCAGGCAUGCGAUAGCCCACCCCCCAGCCCAUGUGAUUUUGUGGAUAAUGAGCAGGAGGAUGGCCAUACACAAAACGUUCCACCGGACGCAAUCCGCAUGGUGGGCAUACGCAAAGUGGCGGGGGAGAACCUGGGUGUGACAUUUAAAGUAGAAGGGGGUGAGCUGAUCAUAGCCCGCAUCCUCCAUGGAGGGAUGAUAGACCAGCAAGGACUGCUGCACGUGGGAGAUAUAAUCAAAGAGGUGAAUGGACGAGAGGUGGGCCGGGAUGCCAGGGUGCUGCAGGAGGAGCUGCAAGCAGCCAGUGUGAGCGUAGUUCUGAAGAUACUGCCCAGCUACCAUGAGGCCAUACCGCCUAGAAAGGUGUUCUUUAAGUGUCACUAUGACUACGACCCGGCCAACGACAACCUGAUUCCCUGUAAGGAGGCAGGCUUAAAGUUUGAGACAGGAGACAUCCUGCAGAUAGUCAACCAGGAUGACGUCAACUGGUGGCAGGGCCGUCAUGUGGAGGGUGGUAGCACGGGGCUGAUACCCAGUCAGAUGCUGGAGGAGAAGAGGAAAGCGUUUGUCAAGAGAGACGUGGAACUGGCGCCAGCAGGGAAUCUUUGUACUGGUGUCGGAGGGAAAAAGAAGAAGAAAAUGAUGUAUGUGACCACCAAAAAUGCAGAGUUCGACAGACAUGAGAUAUUGCUCUACGAGGAGGUGGCCAAGGUCCCGCCUUUCAAGAGGAAAACUCUGAUUUUGAUUGGUGCCCAGGGUGUGGGGCGGCGGAGACUGAAGAACAAGCUUCUACUGAGGGAUCCACUGCUGUUUGGCACCACCAUUCCAUACACCUCCAGAAAGCCCAAAAAGGAAGAUCGCGAGAGUCGGAUGUACGCCUUCACCAGCCGCAGCAAGAUGGAGGCCGACAUCAAGAACGGGCGCUAUCUCGAACAUGGAGAGUACGACGGCAGCCUGUAUGGCAUCAAGAUCGACUCCAUACAUGAGGUGGUGGAGGCAGGACGCAUCUGCAUACUGGACGUCAACCCUCAGUCCCUCAAAGUGCUGAGGACCUCGGAGUUCUUGCCCUACGUGGUGUUCCUUCAGUCUCCAGAGUUUGAGGUGCUCAAGGCGAUGAACCACUCGGCCGCUGAGGCAGGGGUGGUUCCUAAGAUGCUGACGGAUGAAGAGCUGCAGAGGACGUGCGAUGAGAGCGCUAAGAUCCAGGCGGACUGCGGCCACUACUUUGACCUCAGCAUCGUCAACGACGACUUGGAUGAGACCUACCGCACCGUCAAGGUCGCCCUGGAAACGGUUUCUAAAAACCCCCAGUGGGUCCCUGUCACCUGGGUUUUCUAGGUGGAGGCUGCGGAGGGCAGAGGAGGGAGGGAACAUACUGUAAGGAAGAAAACAAUGGCACUGGAAAUGUGCCACUGUGAAAUGAAUGGAAGUUCUUAUUUCGAUUAAUCUAAAGUUUCAACAGAGAUCAAAUCUGACCAUUGCAGGCGCUUAGCAUCGGGAAACCUGUUAUCUUGCUAAAGUAACUGCUUUGUAGUAUGUAGUAUAAAUAACAGGAUUUCUUUUUUUCAAAGUGUGUCCGUUAUUUAAACAGGAUUAUCAUUUUCUGUGUAGGGAGGAUAGAAAAGAGGGAAUAAAAAGACACAAGAAUGAGGAGGAAAAUGCGGCGAAAAAGAAAGAUGAAAUUGUGAAUGUCAGAAAUUCGCAGAUUUUACCUGAACACAUCAGCUGUGUGUGUGUGUGUGUGUGUGUGUGUGUGUGUGUGUGUGUGUGUGUGUGUGUGUGUGUGUAUAUUUUAGAGACUUUUUGUAUGUUUUUACAUGAUUUGUGCCAUUACUGAUGAUGACCAUCAGCAGACAUUAUCAUUGUUUAUAUUUUAUGAUUGGAGAGAUCAUUACUGAUGGUUACACUUAAUCUCCAAGCUACGAGGGCUAGUGAAAGUUAUAAACUAAACCUGAUCUAUUGAUCAUGUUUUAACGCCCAUCAGGACUUAGAACAGACCACAAAGAUAUCUUCAAAUUGCUCAUCAGCAGUCCAGAAACCCAAAGGUCUUCAAUAUACAACAGCAUGAAAUGAAAAAAGGUCAGCGAUUUCUAUUAUUUUUUCAACUAACACAUUUUUAUGACCGCUUAUUUGACUAAUCUUUUUAGCCAUGAGUUGUAAGUGAUCAUAAGAACAACACAUGCAACGCCUCAGUUGCUGUGUAAAGCGCAGUGAUGCAGAAGCCUCAGAUUUCCUCAUGUCAAAUUAGUUUUUAUUAGAGAAUGUUAUACUGGCCAAAUUAUGUUUAACUACAACAAAAACCUCAGUGUCCAUCCAUUCUCUGUCCUUGGUGCGAGCAUAGGCCACAUUUCUUAUCCUUUAUAUAAUGUAGUCACACAAACACUCAUUCCACUCUAAGAACACACACAACUAUACAAGUAAUGAAAAGGCAAAAGCCUACAAUACACAUCACUAUAUUAAAGUCAGUUGUCAUCUAGUAGUUAGAGAAAGAAAAAAGCCACAUCUAGAAUCAUCUUGGGGGUCACAUAGAAAAUUGGUUGUAAGUACUGUACUGUCAUCACAUGUAACAACCAGGUCACAGUAGAAGACCUGAUAAGUCCGUGUGAAAGUCCACUCAGGCAGAGUUAUGGCCAGACUUAUUGUCAGUUUUCUUUAACAGAAUACUGGAAGGGCUCAAGGUCUACUGCAUCUCACUUAACCAAGUGUCUAUUUCUGGCAUUGUUAGCUAGCUAGCUAAAAACAACUGUGAACUUAUUGUCCCAUUACCGACCGAGCUAGGCUAACAAGCUAGACCAGGAGUUUGGUAACUGACCCUUGGCAAGCUUGUUGGCUCUGACAACUUUAUUUCAUCUUUUUAUUGAAUUAAAUGGUGUACAAUCGUGAACAGCAUAGCAUGGGGGGGAACAGAACAGUACAGAAUCUUAGUGGUUAGCUCACCGGUUCACCAAUUAGUGAUUCAUAUUUUGUAAAGAUGUGCAAAUGAACCUUGCUGUACCCCUUUCUGGUGUGACCAGGCAUGUAUUGGCAGAUGCACCUUAUCACCCACA
Sander lucioperca (pikeperch) is the source of this 3462-nucleotide messenger RNA. RefSeq names its product membrane protein, palmitoylated 2a (MAGUK p55 subfamily member 2) (gene mpp2a). The coding region runs from base 98 to 1753 and encodes 551 amino acids. Gene Ontology annotation, molecular function: protein binding. Gene Ontology annotation, cellular component: plasma membrane; cell-cell junction. NCBI's taxonomy places the organism in Eukaryota, Metazoa, Chordata, Actinopteri, Perciformes, Percidae. The transcript is spliced from 14 exons. The record is from RefSeq and is a predicted model, not a curated record.